AUGGCUUCCGAUCCCCUCGAAGAAGAUAAAAACUCGUCUGCGGGCUCAGCGGAACCCCAGAAACCCCAUGAUAAGCGUAGUGCCUCAAUUUCGUCAGAAAAUGUUGAUUCCACUGAUCAAAUUCCUCCUUCCGUUUUGGCCAUUUCCAACUUACGGUGUCCAUCUCCUCCACCAAUUCUUAAUACCUCCAACCGUCCUAGCUUGCGGACUCCGCUGGGCUCACAGGCUGCCUCGCCAAGCCUCCUGGCUACAACUAGAGAAACUGUUCCUGCUGGAGGCGCUGUGCUCAAACGGAAGGAAACAGAAACGAAAAAAGAACCGGUUGCUUUUGUCACUGGUGGAUCACAGGCUCCUUCUAACGAGUCCACUUCAUCAAUCAACCAUAUCUUGAAUCCCCCUGAAUCAUCCGCUCAUCACAAAUCUCCUUCUGUCCAUGCCCAUUUCUACGUUGAUGAAACCAUGCGGCCAGGAAAGGUAAUUCGUUCUCGCUCAGGAUCAACUAACAGUCCUGAAAGACUGAGUGCAACCUCCCCCUUGGGUUCGACCACAGCACCCGUUCAAUCCUCUAUAGACAAACUCGCAGAAACAUCCACCACGCUCUCUCCUCCUCCAACAGAGCAAAAUGCAAAUAUAGAUCCACGACUUCCACAAGAAGAUGGUAAGCUCCAUAUUCUCAUUGGAGUGUGUGGUGCUUUGUCCACCAUAAAGGUCAAGCUCAUAAUCCUGAAGUUAUACGAGAUCUACACCCCCAACAAAAUAUCUAUUCAGCUAAUUCUCACCAAAUCAAGUGAGAACUUUCUUCCACAAGAAGUGCAAAAUUAUCUAGAGAACACCAAGAAAAUCCGCAUUUGGAGAGACGAAGAUGAGUGGACCACAUGGAAAACUCGACUGGACCCAGUCUUGCACAUCGAGCUUCGCAGGUGGGCUGAUAUCUUGGUGGUUUGUCCACUCACCGCCAAUACUCUUUCAAAGAUAUCCAUGGGGUUGUGUGACAAUUUGCUCACCAAUGUUGUCCGCGCCUGGAAUACAUCAUUCCCUAUAUUACUAGCUCCAGCGAUGGUCAGUUACUCGUACAAUGCCAUCACCACAAAGCGACAAUUAAAGUUGAUUGCUGAGGAAAUGCCGUGGAUAGAGAUCUUGAAACCUGUGGAGAAAGUUGUUGGAAGUUAUGGUGAUAUUGGUAUGGGAGGUAUGAUGGACUGGAAUGAGGUCGUUAAUAAGAUUGUGAUGAAACUCGGAGGAUAUCCUGAAGAAGAGGAGGAAGAAGAAACUGCCGAUGCCAAUGGAAGUGUCAUUGUAGACGACGAUGAUGAUGAUGAUGACGACGAUGAUGACGACGACGACGACGACGACGACGAUGACGAUGACGAUGACGAUGCAGACGAAACGGGAAGUUCCAGUGAGGAACAAAAAACUUCAAGUGGUUCGCAUCCAGACUUGUCUGACAAAGUUGGCCUGCUAAAGUUGGGGAGCUAG
This is a messenger RNA of Meyerozyma guilliermondii ATCC 6260, 1476 nucleotides long. RefSeq names its product phosphopantothenoylcysteine decarboxylase complex subunit. The transcript has a single exon. NCBI's taxonomy places the organism in Eukaryota, Fungi, Ascomycota, Pichiomycetes, Serinales, Debaryomycetaceae. Gene Ontology annotation, cellular component: phosphopantothenoylcysteine decarboxylase complex. Gene Ontology annotation, biological process: coenzyme A biosynthetic process. Bases 1 to 1476 code for a protein of 491 amino acids. The record is from RefSeq and is a predicted model, not a curated record. Gene Ontology annotation, molecular function: FMN binding; phosphopantothenoylcysteine decarboxylase activity.